GGACUAGCCUUAAAGCAUCCUUGUGUCGCUGUCAAAAUAAUUGUCACUUUUGCUCUUGGAAUUUAUAUUCUGCCUACUGCAAUUCUAAUAGUCACGGUACAUUUCUCAGUCCGCACACGUUUUCUCUCACAAGUCUUUGUUUCAUACUUCUACCUUUCUUUCCCCUUGCAUCACGUUCAGGGUGAGAUGACCUGUAUCAGGUCAAGUCAACUUAGUCGAGCUUAACUUCAGGCCCAUUCCUUCCGGCAGAAAAUAAAUCUUUAAAUGGCCUCUACACACAAAGAUCACCCAAGCUCCAGUCUAAAACACUCUAGCUCCUUGGUUCUUCCACAUCCUGUAAAGUCUGGAAUCAUGCCCUCAAUGUUUACUCUACUCUAUAUUUUACUCAUCCUUUUCUCCGUCAGGACUACAAUACUCGAAGCAGCACAAGCAAACAAGUCCGAGAUUGAUCGCCAAGCCCUCCUCUGCUUCAAGUCCGGCAUCAACUCUUAUCCCAUUGACAUCCUAAAUUCAUGGAGUGAUGACUCACUUAACUUUUGCAGCUGGAAAGGGGUCAUUUGCGGCACAAAGUUUCCACCCCGGGUGGUCUCACUUAACUUCAACUAUGCUCGUCUCAGUGGGAAGUUAUCUGGAUGCCUGGGCAACUUGACAUUUCUAUCCAGGAUGAACCUUGCCUAUAAUAAUCUUUCGGGAACUAUCCCUGAAGAGUUGGGUAUGCUUCCAAACCUCCAUACACUGAAUCUUGCCGGCAGCUAUCUUCAAGGUAACAUCCCCAUUUUCUUAGGCGCUAGCAAUUCUCUUAGCUAUGUAAAUCUUGCAAACAACACCCUUACCGGUGGUAUUCCUCUCCCAUUGACCGAUUGCUCCUCACUCAGCACACUUAUACUGUCACGUAAUAACCUCUCAGGAGAGAUCCCUUCUACUUUGUUUGAUAAUUCAUCUAAGCUUGCUGUGGUUGAUCUCCAGAAGAAUUCUUUCACUGGUCUCAUCCCACGUUUCCAUAAGGUCACAGCACUCAAAUUUCUUUGCCUGACAGAGAACUUCCUCUCUGGAAGCAUACCUCCUUCAAUGGGAAAUGUUUCUUCCCUCACUUCUAUAUUGCUCGGCCAAAAUAAGCUAUCAGGAUUAAUUCCAGAAGCUAUAGGUCACACUAGAAAACUGCUUGAGCUUGACCUAAGUUUCAACAGUUUAUCAGGUAAUGUCCCGGUUUCCCUUUAUAACAUGUCAUCACUCAAAAACUUUAGUGUUGGCAGCAAUGGCCUUGUUGGACAGUUACCAUCUUACAUUGGUCACUCACUACCAACCCUCCAGUCCCUAAUUAUGGGAAGCAACAGGCUGGAGGGCUUGAUCCCUACUUCACUAGCCAACAUGUCAAAUCUUCAAAUGCUUGAUCUUUCAGACAACUCGCUAAAUGGCCCUGUUCCAUCUCUUGGUUCUUUGGCAAACUUGAGUCAGUUAGUUUUGGGGAGCAACUUGCUAGAAGCACAUGACUGGUCAUUUCUUACAUCUCUAGCAAAUUGCACCCGGCUUACAAAGUUGUCCUUGGAAGGGAAUGGUUUGAAUGGCAGCUUACCUGCAGCAGUUGUUAAUCUUUCCACAAGACUGCAAGAUUUGUCGCUUGGGUCAAACAAAAUUUCAGGCUCCAUACCUGUUGAAAUUAGCAAUCUUGUUAAUCUCACUUCUCUUAGGAUGGAAAGUAAUUUUCUUUCUGGAAGCAUACCUUCUACCAUUGGAAAGCUGCAAAACCUAUAUGUCCUAAAUCUAUCAAAGAACAAAUUAUCAGGUCAGAUCCCUCCCUCAGUUGGUGACAUUACUCAACUGGGCAAGCUUUAUCUUGAUGAUAACAACUUGAUUGGAAACAUACCUGAUAGUUUAGGUCAGUGCAAGGGACUUCUUGAACUAAACUUGUCUACUAACAGCCUUGAUGGGUCAAUACCAGUCAAACUUUUUGAUCGCCCUCCACUUUCCUUGGGUGUGGACUUUUCGUACAACAAGCUCAUAGGAGAAAUACCAUCAGAAGUUGGUAAUUUGGCAAAUCUUGCUCUUCUGAAUGUUUCCAACAAUAUGUUGUUUGGAACAAUUCCUGAAGCUCUUGGAAGCUGUCUUACUUUAUUGUUCUUGCGCAUGGAGAGAAACAUGCUUGAAGGGCAAAUUCCUCAAAGUUUCAGGAAGUUGCGGUCCAUCCAGCAGAUUAAUCUAGCUCGAAAUAUUUUGUCUGGUCCAGUGCCGGAAUUCUUUGGCGACCUCACUUUGUUGGACAAGCUGGAUCUAUCAUACAACAACUUUGAAGGGCCAAUUCCCUCUGGUGGAUGCUUUAGGAACUCGAGUAUGGUAGUUUUGGAUGGCAAUAGGAUGUUGUGUGCGAGAGUCUCCAUGCUAGGGCUUCCAAUUUGUGAUGACACCCAAACAAAGAACCAUGUGCCCUUGCUAAGAAUAAUAAUGAUAAUUACACCGUUAAUUGCUGGUGUGUUAUUGUUAUAUUUGGUUGUCACUGUUUGGAAAAGAAGGGUGCAGCUUACAUUUCCAAGGUGUAAUAAGAUUCCUGGUGUGUUAUGUUUAGUUGCCAACCGGAAGAAAAGAGAAGCAGUUGCCAACCAGAAGAUAAGAGAAGUGGUUGCAUGUUCUAACCACAAGGAGACUCUGAAGAAGAUAUCAUAUGGUGACAUUCUGAAAGCUACCAACUGGUUUUCUUCGGUCCAUACUAUCAGCUCAACCUGUACCGGAUCAGUUUAUGUCGGUAGGUUCAAGUCUGACAGGAGCCUAGUUGCUAUCAAAGUAUUCAACCUGAAUGAGCCUGGUGGAUAUGGUAGUUACUUUACCGAGUGUGAGGUGCUACGAAGCACCCGCCACCGGAAUAUAAUGCGGCCUAUGACCCUAUGCUCGACACUUGAUUCAAAAAACCAUGAGUUCAAAGCACUGGUCUUCAAGUUCAUGGUUAAUGGCAGCCUUGACAGAUGGUUGCACUCUGAGCAGCACAAUGUAAUCCCAGACAGAGUGCUAAGCUUUGGCCAGAGGAUAUGCAUAGCAGCAGAUGUCGCUUCUGCUCUGGAUUAUGUCCACAACCAACUGACGCCUCCUUUGAUCCAUUGUGAUUUGAAGCCACACAAUGUCCUUUUGGACGAUGACAUGACUGCACGGCUCAGUGACUUUGGCUCAGCAAAGUUUCUAUUACCAGGCCAGGUUAUUCGUAAAAGCCUGGUUGAUGUCGGAGGGACUAUUGGAUACAUAGCACCUGAGUACGGGCUGGGCUGCAAGAUCUCUGUAGGAGCUGACGUGUAUAGUUUUGGAGUGCUUCUGCUAGAGUUGCUUACCGGAAAACGACCAACCGAUGAUAUGUUUGUCGAUGGGCUUACCCUUCCCAUUUUCUCUGAAUCCAUGUUCCCUGACCUAGUGGCGGAGAUGCUAGAUACUCAUAUGGCGCAUGAGGAGUAUCAAGGGUGCGUAGAAGCAUGGAUGCAGAGAUAUAUUGCCCCGUUGGUUGCUCUGGGGCUGUCAUGUACUGUGGAAUCUCCGAAGGACAGACCUGGAAUGAAAGAUGUUUGUGCAAAACUUUCUGCUCUCAGAGACGACUUUCUGGAACGCCAUCAUGACGAUUGACGAAUAUUUGAGCUCUGUUAGAGCAUGCUGAUUUGUUAUCGUUAAGAAUGUAAUUUGGCAUAAUCUACUGAAAGUGCCAAGUGCCCAAUGUGAUUUGCAGUGAGCAACAGUUGGCUACUGAAAGUGUCAACUAUCCUUUGUUGCGGGUUUGCUGACUAUUUUCAUUUUGAUCUUAAGGUGUAUGUAUGGCUAAAUUCCUUAGUAGCAUAAACUGUAUUGUUUAUAUCAAGGUAUUUUUCUGUCAAA
This is a messenger RNA of Triticum urartu, 3843 nucleotides long. RefSeq lists its product as uncharacterized. Lineage: Eukaryota; Viridiplantae; Streptophyta; Magnoliopsida; Poales; Poaceae. Gene Ontology annotation, molecular function: protein binding; ATP binding; protein kinase activity. The record is from RefSeq and is a predicted model, not a curated record. Gene Ontology annotation, biological process: protein phosphorylation.